Molecule: messenger RNA, 714 nt
Organism: Nerophis lumbriciformis (worm pipefish)
Lineage: Eukaryota; Metazoa; Chordata; Actinopteri; Syngnathiformes; Syngnathidae
Source: RefSeq, a predicted model, not a curated record
AUGGAGUCCUCUCUUGAAUUGUCCAACUCUUUGGGCAGCGUGUCAUCGCUGCUGAGCGGCUGCAGGACAUUCAAAGUGCUCGUGAUUGGGGACUCAGCGGUGGGCAAGACUUGCCUCACACACCGACUCUGCGCCGGUCAUUUCCCCAGCGGCGUGGAGGCAACGAUCGGCGUGGACUUCCGAGAGCGACUCCUUGAAAUUGACGGGGAGAUGAUCAAGUUGCAACUGUGGGACACAGCAGGACAGGAACGCUUCCGUAAGUCAAUGGUGCAACAUUUUUACCGAAAUGUGCACGCAGUUCUCUUCGUCUAUGAUGUCACAUGCUGGGCCAGUUUCAGCAGCCUCUCUGCUUGGGUAGACGAGUGCCGAUGCAACUCUCUUGGCCAGGAAGUGCCCAGGUUUCUGGUUGGGAACAAGAACGACCUCCGUGAUGUCGUGAAGACCGAUGGCCUGGUGAACCAGGAACAGGCGCUGAAAUUUGCCAAAACUCACAACAUGAUGUUUUUUGAGACAUCGGCCAAAUACUCCGGCAGACGGCGAAGUGUUGGGGAUGUGCCCUAUCAGCAGGAUAAUGUCGAGGAUAUUGUCAAUGCUGUCGGUGCCAGACUGAAGAGACAGAAGAGUCACAGCGCAGCGUACAACCUGGCAUACAGUGGCUCUUUUAAAGUUUUCAACAAGAAACCAGAGGAGAAAGAAAUAUGGAGCUGCUGCUGA